Molecule: messenger RNA, 1206 nt
Organism: Closterium sp. Naga37s-1
Lineage: Eukaryota; Viridiplantae; Streptophyta; Zygnematophyceae; Desmidiales; Closteriaceae
Source: the annotation of a GenBank genome assembly
AUGUAUCUCCCUGCUUGCGCACCCUCUGCUUGCCCCCGCCACGCCUCAGCAGCAGCCGAGGCGGACCCGUUGGAGCAGUUUGCGCGCAUCGACCACGGCAGGCAGUCGCGCACCGGCAUGCCCGAGGUGGUGUACGGGCAGGGCAAGACGGCGCAGCAGAUGGCCGCCAUCCUCACGGCCAUGGCGGACAGGGCCACCCAGGCAGGGGGGCAGGGGGGCGGCCAGAGGGCUGUCAUGGCCACCAGGGUUGAUGCCGAGGCUGCACAGCAGGUGUGUGCGGUGCUGCCGUCCGCCAUCUACCACCCUCUGGCCCGCGUGCUGCACCUGCCGCUGCCCCUGCCGCCCACAGCAGGCGCAGAGGCGAGUGAGGCUGGCGAGAGUGGUGCUGGUAGCGCUGCUGAGAGCGCGGGUGACAGUGGUGGUGGGAGAGAGGGGACGAGCGGGCAUGUGAUGGUGGUUACGGCCGGCACCACUGACCUUCCCGUGGCCGAGGAGGCGCGGGUGACUCUGGAGCUCAUGGGAGUGCCGGUGGGUCUCAUCGCUGACGUGGGCGUGGCGGGGCUGCACCGCGUCAUCACCCAGCUCCCCAGGAUCCGGCAGGCGGCGGUGGUGAUAGUGGUGGCUGGCAUGGAUGGCGCGCUGCCAAGUGUCAUCUCAGGACUGGUGGACAUGCCAGUCAUUGCAGUGCCCACCAGCCCUUCCACCCUGCAUUCCCCCUCUCACUCCCUGCAUUCCCCCUCUCACUCCCUGCAUUCCCCCUCUCACUCCCUGCAUUCCCCCUCUCACUCCCUGCAUUCCCCCUCUCACUCCCUGCAUUCCCCCUCUCACUCCCUGCAUUCCCCCUCUCACUCCCUGCAUUCUCUUUCCCUGCAUUCCCCUUCCCCCUCACUGCCUGUUUUCCUACUCGCACUCGCUCCCGGCAUUCCCUUUCUCUUACUGUGUGUCCCCCCUCUCUCACUCCCUGCAACCGUCUCACUCCCUGCAAUCUGCCUCUCCCUCACGCCCUGCGCUCCCACCUUCUCGCACCCUGCAUCCCCCCUGUAUCCCACGCCCCCCAGUGUGGGGUACGGAGCAUCAUUUGGCGGCGUGGCAGCGCUGCUGGCAGCACUCAACGCGUGUGCGCCAGGUGUCACCGUUGUGAACAUUGACAAUGGCUUUGGUGCCGCUGCUGCUGCUGCACGCAUUCUUUUAAGGAGACAAUCGUGA